UCAGUAGUAAAAGACCUUUAACCUACUAAAAUCAUUGUCACAAUUUUCCUAGGUAGUUCGCAAAUUUGUAAAUACAGUGGGAUCGAAAAGGUCAGUAUUUCCGAGCAGUAGUAACGUUUCACUUGUGAAAUCACACUCGUGUAGAGAGGGCCAGAUACAUGAAUAUGAAAAUAAACUUGUUGAAAAGGCACGGAUAAGGGUUGAUGUACAGCAUUGUAAUAGUCAGCGCAUAACAACAUCGCAGAGACGGACCACAGUCGCCCCACAUCAAUAUGGAGUCGAAAAUCGGUGCUGACCAGGCACAAAACUCCGUCUACGACAAGGAAAUCGGAAGCAAUCUGACCAACGAUGAGUCCUCAUUUCUGGGCAACAUACUGCGCGAAAUCCUGUACAGCCCGAUGAACCUGGCCCUGCUGGCCAUCAUCUGCUUCCUGGUCUACAAAAUCGUCCGCGAUCGCACCGAGGUGCCCUCCGUGGGCGUUGCAAAGCCCUCUGAGCCGGAGCUGCCCAAGAUUCGCCGUGACUUCACCGUCAAGGAGCUGCGCCAGUACGACGGAAAUCAGCCGGACGGCCGCGUUUUGGUUGCCGUUAAUGGCAGCGUUUACGACGUUAGCAAGGGAAGGCGUUUUUAUGGCCCAGGUGGACCCUACGCCACAUUCGCCGGAAGGGAUGCCUCUCGCAACUUGGCCACUUUUAGCGUGGUUUCCAACGACAAGGAUGAUUACGACGACUUGAGCGAUCUAAGUGCCAUGGAAAUGGACUCUGUGCGCGAAUGGGAAAUGCAAUUUAAGGAAAAAUAUGAGCUGGUUGGCAAGCUUUUGCGCAAGGGCGAGGAACCGACCAAUUAUGACGAGGACGAGGACGAUGAGAAUGUCAGCAAUGACCUACCCAAGUCGAAAACUGAGACUGAUGACAAGAAUCAAGGAAGUCACAUUUUGCAAGGCAACAAUGCAACCAAAAAGAACGCACAAGAUCAACCAAUUUCUACCGAUUGUUAGCGAAUUCAGGUUUUUGUUUUGCUUUUGGAUGUGGCUGUAAUAGUUUAUUUCGGUUAGAAACACAAAAAAAACUAAAUAGCAUUUCCGACUCUUUUGAUGCUGCCUCUGCUCCUUUAACUGAAACUGAGAACAAGACCUAAUUGGAAAACAUUUAAAGAAAACACCCUGAUUUGAGCCAUACCAAACAAGGCAUUGAAUUCACCAUGAACAUUUAAAAAGAAUUUGAAAGGUUAUACGAAGGUUUUUUUUUAAUGUUUUUUCUUAGAGUGCAGCCUUGACAAAAGCUAUAGUUGUUACUAUCUAUUUCACGUUGUGAUGUGAUCUUGUUCCAUAUAUUAUAGUAGUACAUUCAUACACAUGUAACAAACGGAAAUCAUAAAAUUAAUUAAGGAGGAGGCCAAUGUGUGAGGGUAUGGGAGUCAUUUUCGUGGCAAUAUAAAUUUAAAUGUAACUAUAUUUGAAAUACAAAUUAAAUACUUAAACCUAA
This is a messenger RNA of Drosophila biarmipes, 1485 nucleotides long. It is a transcript of the gene MSBP, whose product is annotated as membrane-associated progesterone receptor component 1. NCBI's taxonomy places the organism in Eukaryota, Metazoa, Arthropoda, Insecta, Diptera, Drosophilidae. Bases 273 to 998 code for a protein of 241 amino acids. Gene Ontology annotation, cellular component: membrane; endomembrane system. The record is from RefSeq and is a predicted model, not a curated record. The transcript has 4 exons.